AUGGCUACUGGAGGUGCCCCAAAGCCCGCUCGUAGCUGCACUGUAAAAAUCAAGAACUGCAGUACUGUCCACUCGCUUAUCAACCCCAAAUUCUGGAUGAACAGCGGCUACAACAGCCAACCUCCCUCACCCACUGUGGACGUGAACACAACGGGGGUGUGUGCCUUCUCCAAGACAGCAGGCGCUGCCACAGGGGCUGUAGGUGUCUUAACUUAUGAACUAUUCAACAAAAAGAAACAAUGUUCAGAUAAGGUGAUAGCUAUCAUGUUCUCUGUGCCUUAUGACUGCAACCUCUAUGACAACUGGCUGGCAGUGGGCAUUUUUGACUGCGCUCAACCAUGUGACGACACACUCUACAAUCUCAUGUACUAUAAGUCUGACUCUAAGUUCCUGCGUGCCAAGGCCACAGACCCUAGUAUAGUGUACACACAGGAGUCAGUGGAGAUCAGAGCAAGCAUGAGCAAUGCAAGAACAGCUGAUGUUCAGGUUGAGAUCCAUGAUAAGUGCUAA
Chanos chanos (milkfish) is the source of this 510-nucleotide messenger RNA. Its product is annotated as bryoporin-like. Gene Ontology annotation, biological process: monoatomic cation transport; pore complex assembly; cytolysis in another organism. NCBI's taxonomy places the organism in Eukaryota, Metazoa, Chordata, Actinopteri, Gonorynchiformes, Chanidae. Bases 1 to 510 code for a protein of 169 amino acids. Gene Ontology annotation, cellular component: pore complex. Gene Ontology annotation, molecular function: channel activity. The record is from RefSeq and is a predicted model, not a curated record. The transcript is spliced from 2 exons.